Anopheles funestus (African malaria mosquito) is the source of this 1720-nucleotide messenger RNA. RefSeq names its product arrestin domain-containing protein 4 (gene Vdup1). The transcript has 5 exons. Gene Ontology annotation, biological process: protein transport. The record is from RefSeq and is a predicted model, not a curated record. NCBI's taxonomy places the organism in Eukaryota, Metazoa, Arthropoda, Insecta, Diptera, Culicidae. Gene Ontology annotation, cellular component: cytoplasm. The coding region runs from base 450 to 1475 and encodes 341 amino acids.
AGCUGGUACUAACGGAGGGCUACAGAGAGAAGGAAGUUAUGAUCGCACAGUUAUAUGGUGCUGCUUGUGUGUCUUGAUCGCGUGUAGCAUAAACCCGUCGUCCGUCCAUUGAUCGCCAGCACAAUUAGUGUGUGCAGUGUGACUAAUUGUGCCCGAAUCUGUGAUAUAUUUAGUGACUUCCCCCUGCACACGGGAGCAAUGUGGUGGAAUUGCGAGUAGAAUUGCACCGUUAGUCUGUAGUGUUGUAGCCGUGUAUAGCGAUUAGGGUAGUGCCUUCCCUCUCGGUGCAUCCGUCGAUCGCGCGAAUGUGUGGUAGAGGAGUGUAUGCGAUCAAACAACACAUCACCACCAUCACCAGUAUCGUCUCCACCCAAUGACACCACGGUUGGGCGGCGCUGAAAGUACACAUCACUCCCCCCAGGUGCACGGGACCUAAAAAAAAAAACAAGAUGCCACGGAAGUUGCUUAAAUUUCUGAUCCUCUUCGACAACACGUCGCUGCUGUACUUCCCGGGACAGUUUCUUUCCGGACGCGUUCUGUUGGAGCUGCAGGACGACACACCGGUGUUGGGACUUCAUUUUCAUGUCGUUGGCGAGUGUGUCGUGCGUGUGCGUUCGACACGCCACGAGCGAUCGUACGACAAGGAAAACUAUAUUGAUUUCCGAAUGCGACUGCUGGGCGAUUCCGACAACCAAGGUCCGACGAUCCUGUCCCCUGGUAUACACAGCUUCCCGUUCAAGCUCGGCCUACCGGUCGAUCUACCUUCGACCUUCCUCGGCCGGUACGGUUGGGUGCAGUACUACUGCAAGGCCGGUCUGCGCGAACCAUCCGGGCUGAUACACAAAAACCACCAGGUGUUCAUCGUGAUGAAUCCGAUCGAUUUGAACCUUGAGCAACCAUAUCUGGCAGAUCCUUUUAAAUGCAACAUCGAGCAUAAUCUCGGUAUGGCAUGCGUUGGAGGAGGGAUCGUGAAGUGUAAAAUCAUACUCGAUCGUGGAGGAUAUGUGCCGGGAGAGUCCAUUAUGAUAACGGCGACGGUAACAAACGCUAGCAGUGUUACGAUCAAGUCCACGAAAGCUGCUCUCACGGAGACGAUACAGUAUUUCGCGCGUGAUAAAGUUAUGCAGACAGAGAAGCGUGAGCUGGCAGUGAUAGCCCGGGGAAAGAUACGGGCCGGUCACAGGGAUGAAUGGCAGAAUGAAUCCCUUUACGUGCCACCAUUGCCACCAACGAAUCUGCGCGGCUGUCAUCUAAUACGUAUUCAGUACGACGUUUGUUUCUUAAUAGAACCGAAAUCGUUGGAAAAACAAAUUAAACUGCAGCUACCGAUCACGCUCGGUACGUACCCGUUCAAAACCGCGGACGGUGACGACACGAACGAGUGGGCCGAAACCAUUUACAAACCGGAAACUCACUAUCCCUCUACAUUGCCAAUCUUUCGGCCCUGGUUACACGAGAAAAAUGAUCAAAAGUAGCGAUGAGAGCUCCCUGGAAGUGCAGCGAAUGCACAAGGUAUAGCUAGUAGAAGGAACGCAUAAUGGCCGAUCGAUGGUGCCAUAUUUUGAGAGGUUAGUAAAGCUAGUGGAAUUGUUCGGACGAAUGGCCGCUAGCGUUACGCGAUGAAGUAACAUUACUGUGAGAGUAUGAAUGACAAUGUGUGUAAAGAAGCUUGAAAGUUUAAAUAUAAUUAAAUUCAACAAUUAUUUUAUCCUAAACCAUA